Drosophila subobscura is the source of this 688-nucleotide messenger RNA. The record is from the annotation of a RefSeq genome assembly. Lineage: Eukaryota; Metazoa; Arthropoda; Insecta; Diptera; Drosophilidae.
AUGUCUACAUGAGCUAACUUAGGUUUACAAGAUAGAGCUUCUCCUCUAAUAGAACAAUUAAUUUUUUUCCACGAUCACGCAUUAUUAAUUUUAGUAAUAAUUACCGUUUUAGUAGGAUAUUUAAUAGUUAUAUUAUUUUUUAAUAGAUACGUAAAUCGAUUUCUAUUGCACGGUCAAUUAAUUGAAAUAAUUUGAACAAUUUUACCAGCUAUUAUUCUUUUAUUUAUUGCUAUACCUUCUUUACGACUUUUAUAUUUAUUAGAUGAAAUUAAUGAACCAUCAAUUACACUAAAAAGAAUUGGUCAUCAAUGAUACUGAAGUUAUGAAUAUUCAGAUUUUAAUGAUAUUGAAUUUGAUUCAUAUAUAAUUCCAACAAAUGAAUUAUCAAAUGAUGGAUUCCGUUUACUAGACGUUGAUAACCGUAUUGUUUUACCAAUAAAUUCUCAAAUUCGAAUUUUAGUAACAGCAGCAGAUGUUAUUCAUUCAUGAACAAUUCCUGCUUUAGGUGUAAAAGUCGAUGGUACUCCUGGUCGAUUAAAUCAAACUAAUUUUUUUAUUAACCGACCUGGUUUAUUUUAUGGACAAUGUUCAGAAAUUUGUGGGGCAAAUCAUAGUUUUAUACCUAUUGUAAUUGAAAGUGUUCCGGUAAAUUAUUUUAUUAAAUGAAUUUCUGAUAAAGUAAAUUCUU